AUGCUUUUUAUUUUACUUUUUCAGGUUAAAGGAAAAGUACAUCCUAUCAAACAUCACAAGGCUGGUCAUCAUCACCGUCAUUUCAAUAAAUGUCCAUGUGGUGUAUCUGAUUUUGCUGAAGAGCGCAUUAUUAAUGGAAAAACAGUUAAAGAUUACAGAAAAUAUCCUUGGAUUGUCUGUAUAAUCCAUGAUAAAUCAAUGGCACCAUGGGGUACAUGCGGUGGAGCUUUAAUUUCCCCAACAUUUGUCUUAACGGCAGCGCAUUGUUUUCGCAGAUACCUGAAAAAACCUACACCUUUUCACCUAAAAGUGAAAAACCUACGAAUUGGAUUGUUAGGCAAAGAUAAAUAUCGACCUGCUAAAACAGUACUAGUCAAACAGGUCAUAAUUCAUCCUGAAUAUAGUUUAAGUAAGAAGGGUAAUGAUGUAGCCCUUUUAGAACUACAGGAUUCCAUUCCUUGCACACUGUACAGCAAACCAAUUUGUGUCAAUCCACCUAAAAGCAUUCUUACAGUGGGCAAUAUAGUGCACAUUGCUGGCUUCGGUAGAACAGAAAUGUUCAAAAAACAACAAAAACUUCGUGAAGGUACUUCACGCAUUGUUGAUAGUAAGGAGUGUUCCUCUAAGUAUCUCGGGUUCUUACCUUCAAGGGAACUUUGUUUAGUGACAGAUAAACGUACAAGAGUUUGCAAAGGGGAUUCUGGAAAUACGGUUUUCCUUCAACAUAAACAUACGUUUUAUAGCGUGGGAGUGGUUAAUUAUGGUGAUAUUCUUUGCGAACUUAAGAAUCCUUCUGUGUUCGUGAGAACCGAUGCCUACUUUCACUUCAUCAGAGAACACGUCAAAGACCUUCCAAACAGCCAUAGGGAUAACCUUCUAUUAUUGAGGUUGAUGAGUAGAAUCCUACUGGUUUUAUUUCUUCGGAGGACAGAAAUUAUUCCCUGUUUAUUGUGUCCCGAAUUUUAGAUUUUA
Molecule: messenger RNA, 972 nt
Organism: Parasteatoda tepidariorum (common house spider)
Lineage: Eukaryota; Metazoa; Arthropoda; Arachnida; Araneae; Theridiidae
Product: tryptase beta-2
Biological process (GO): proteolysis
Molecular function (GO): serine-type endopeptidase activity
Source: RefSeq, a predicted model, not a curated record